Molecule: messenger RNA, 1716 nt
Organism: Drosophila novamexicana
Lineage: Eukaryota; Metazoa; Arthropoda; Insecta; Diptera; Drosophilidae
Product: pickpocket protein 19
Exons: 5
Coding region: 1-1716 (571 amino acids)
Biological process (GO): sodium ion transmembrane transport
Cellular component (GO): membrane
Molecular function (GO): ligand-gated sodium channel activity
Source: RefSeq, a predicted model, not a curated record
AUGACGCUUGCAUAUUAUCCACCGACGCGUUCCCUGCACUUGCAUCAAUCGCGGACAUUACCACGCCGCUAUGCAUCGCUCCGUCAACUGGGUCAGGCUGCCUGGCAGCUGGCCAUGCGCUUUGGCAAGCGGACAACGAUCCAUGGUCUGGACAAGCUGCUUGCCGCACAUUCCAGUAGCUGGGAGCGCUUCAUCUGGCUGUGCACGUUUGUCUGUGCGUUUUUGGGAGCUGUCUAUGUGUGCCUUAUACUGUCCCAGCGCUACAACGAUGGCAAAUUUCAGACUGUGGUCGAUAGCACGCGUUUUCCGGUUUACCGCAUUGCAUUUCCGGUCAUCACCAUAUGCAAUCACAAUCGCCUCAACUGGCAGCGUUUGGAUCUGGCUAAAUCCCGUUUCAUGGCCAAUGUGAGCGAUGCCGCGCAGCUAAAGUUGUUUGAGCGUAUUAUCAGCAGCUACGAUAGCAUGUCCUUUGCCCACUUUGAGAGCUUUGAGCAGCUGCGUAACGAGCCAACACAGCAGCUGAGCCAUAUUAACUUCAGUCUGGUCGUCGACCUUAUGUCCUGGACCUGUGAUGAAAUGUUGACCGAUUGCAAGUGGCGUCAAUUCCCUCAGAAUUGCUGUGAGAUUUUCUCGAAAAGACGCAGCAAGAACGGCUUGUGCUGGGCCUUUAAUUCUCUGGAAACCGUCGAGGGCAAACGCAUGCAGCUCCUGGAUCCAUUAUGGCCCUGGCGCACCGGCUCUGCUGGUCCUUUGAGCGGCCUAUUUGUGCGUGUGCUCAUGCAACCGGAUAAACACUGGCCGGGUCGACGCAACGAAAAGGGUAUCGAUGUCAUGGUCACAGAACCGUAUGUCUGGCACAAGGAUCCAUUUCACAUACCCGCCGAUACGCAAACUACCCUCGAGAUUGAACCCACAAUUUACUUCUACGAUAAUGAUACACGUUCCGUGAGCUCCGAUCAGCGUGAAUGUGUGUUUGAUGACGAACGCAAUAGCCGCGACUUCAAGUCAUUGCUGGGCUACAUUUAUAUGAUUGAGAAUUGCCAAUCGGAGUGCCAUCAGGAGUACUUGGUGCGCUACUGUAAUUGUACAAUGGAUCUGCUUUUUCCGCCGGGCCAGUAUCGCUCGUGCCGCGCUCCGGACUUGGACUGCCUGGCGAAAAACAAUGAUAAACUGCUCUAUUCGUAUCAGCCGGGAGAGGAACGUUUUGUGCGCAACAAUUAUGAGGGCAUGGUCUGCAAAUGCUUUCGCAACUGUUACUCGCUCAACUACAUCAACGAUGUGCGUCCAUCCUUUCUGCCGCCGGAAGUGCUUGGUAAUUCAUCAUAUGUGGAUCUGGAUGUGCAUUUCCGUUUUGAGACCAUGAUGGUCUAUCGCACCAGUUUGGUAUUUGGCUGGGUCGACUUAAUGGUCAGUUUCGGUGGCAUUGCUGGACUUUUUUUGGGCUGUUCGCUCAUUAGCGGCAUGGAGCUGGCCUAUUUUCUGUGCAUCGAAGUGCCCGCGUUUGGCAUGAGGGAGCUGCGUCAGCGUUUGCGCGCCAGGCGUGGCAUAGACACGGUGGCUGCCACGCCCACAUUGAAUCUGCGUCAGAAUGUGCCCAGUCAGCUGGAGCAAUACAUAAUGCACCUAAAGGUGGAGCAGGCGCCACAGAAGGCAACAGCUCAAUUUCAGAAGUGGCAACGCCAAACGUUUGCCCAUAAACAUGUUAUUAGCAAAUGA